Messenger RNA from Dentiscutata erythropus, 541 nucleotides. NCBI's taxonomy places the organism in Eukaryota, Fungi, Glomeromycota, Glomeromycetes, Diversisporales, Gigasporaceae. The record is from the annotation of a GenBank genome assembly.
AUGUUGCUGCCACUUAAAUCAUUACAACCUAUUCUUUUAAAUGAAAAAAGUUGUAUCAAUUAUUUGAUCGAAAAAGGAGUUCUUGAUAUCAAUCAAUAUGUAAUUCAUGUGCGCAAAUUAAAAGUUAAUGAGAUUCUUCAAAUUGGAUAUUAUUGGUUAGCAAAAACUCCACAUAUCUCAAUUAAAAACAUUACAGGACACUCACCAAAUACUAUAACAUAUUAUACUAAUCGUUUUAGAGCACUUAUUAGAAAAAGGAAACAUAAUUAUGGUCACCAUGUAAAAGAUGUUUGGGUAUUUGGUGGUGUAGAAUGGACUACUGAAAGAAAAAUAUUUGCCAAGGUUGUUAGCAAUAGAACUGCUAAAACAUUGCUUACUGCAAUAGAGGAAAAUAUUAGCUCUGGAUCUAUAAUAUACUUAGAUAUGUGUCUCUAUUAUAUUGACCCCAAUACGGGUGUUUAUACUAAUACUAUAGAGAGAACAUGGAAUGAGAUUAAACUCCAGGUUCACCCAAGAAAUCAUACUGAAUCAGAAAUUCCAG